GAUAAGAGACGCGUGUAUAUUGCUUACUCUACCCUCAUCAUCAGAUAAUCCUGUAGAUCCAAAUAAAUUGAAAAAGCCUAAAACUAUUUCACAAGUGAUCUCAUUUCUAUCGGACACUGAAUUAGAACCUACCACAGGAGUCAGAAUUUUCGAACAGCUAGGUGUUUUCUAUUUGAAUGUAAAAGAAGCAAAAGAA
Molecule: messenger RNA, 196 nt
Organism: Ambispora leptoticha
Lineage: Eukaryota; Fungi; Glomeromycota; Glomeromycetes; Archaeosporales; Ambisporaceae
Source: the annotation of a GenBank genome assembly